Molecule: messenger RNA, 1692 nt
Organism: Penicillium diatomitis
Lineage: Eukaryota; Fungi; Ascomycota; Eurotiomycetes; Eurotiales; Aspergillaceae
Product: Gfo/Idh/MocA family protein
Exons: 1
Coding region: 1-1692 (563 amino acids)
Molecular function (GO): nucleotide binding
Source: RefSeq, a predicted model, not a curated record
AUGUCGAGUGAAGUCCCAAAGGCUACCACUACUUCUCCAUCUUCUGGCCAAAGAGCACCCCUCUUCAUCGUCAUUGGAGCUGGGUCCCGGGGAAAUGCCUACGCACGCGCCGUGAAAACAACCACCGCAGGUGUUGUUCAUGCUGUGGCUGAGCCUCAUGAGUUCAAAAGGCGAGAAUUCGGCCAGAAAUUCAUCUGGGGUGCGGGCAAUUCUCCCCAAGAAGGUCAGGAAUUCGCUGACUGGAGGGAGUGGCUUCGAUGGGAAACGGAGCGCCGCAAAAGGGCUACAGCCCCCAAUGCCCUCCGCGCCGAUGACGAGGACAUGAAGUCGCCGUCCGUGGAGGCUCAACGAUCCAAUCCAGGAGGAGUGGAUGGUGUAUUCAUUUGCACCUUGGACGAGACACACGUGGAGAUUAUCCAAGCGAUUGCCCCGCUGAACCUCCAUAUCCUAUGCGAGAAGCCUCUUGCUCUAUCCUUGAACGACUGUCUGACUGUGUAUCGCACUCUCCAGCCUGCGUCGCCAACGCCUACAGCAGACAGUCAGAAUCAACACUCCGCUGCGCCUCCGCCACAGACUAUCUUCUCCAUCGGCCACGUCCUUCGCUACAGUCCGCACAACACCACUCUCCGCAAACUUCUCCUCACAGACCGUGUCAUUGGAGACAUCGUCUCCCUAGAACACACCGAGCCCGUGGGCUGGUGGCACUUUGCCCACAGCUACGUGCGCGGGAACUGGCGACGCGCCACAUCCCUCGGCGACGGAUCCCUCCUGACCAAAUCCUGCCAUGACAUCGACUUUAUUCUCUGGCUUCUCUGCUCCCCUGCAUCCCUGGAAGAUGCGCGAGUCCAUGGCCAUCAGCCGCAUUUCCCACGUUCCGUCUCCUCAGCCGGCUCGUUGACGCAGUUCCGUCGAGCUAGAAAACCUCCUGGCGCGGGCGACUCAACCACCAACUGUCUCUCCUGCCCCAUUGAGCGCGAAUGCAAUUACAGCGCUGUCAAAAUCUACCAUGAUCGACAUCUGGCGCAGGGUCAUCGCGCCUGGCCCGUCGACAUCGUCUGUCCGGACAUUGAAGACGUUCACCGUACCAAGGGCGCAGACGCCGCUCGCGAGAGCCUAUUCUCGCGUCUCAGCGAAGAUUACACCGUAGGCGAGCAACCGGAUGCCGCGCUCGCCUCCAAACCAUGGUACGGCCGGUGCGUCUACGAAGCCGACAACACCGUCUGCGACGACCAAGUCGUGACUCUUGCCUGGGAUGAUGAACAAGUUGCGCCGUGGCGACUAGCCAAAACGGCCACUUUCCAUAUGGUUGCGCCCACGGAGAGUCAAUGUAAGCGACGGGGGCGGAUCUACGGAACGCAGGGAGAGAUCGAGUACGACAGUUGCAAGAUAUCCGUCUAUGAUUUUCAAACGGGAGAAAGGUCUGUCCUGGAAAUUCCGCGUCCGUCGCCGGAGAGGGCGGAGUCGCAUGGAGGUGGCGAUUAUGGUCUGGCUGGACAGUUUGUUCGUGCGGUGGAUGCAGUGGUGAAUGGGGAGUUGGAUGUUGAGACAGCGCAGGCGCGCUUCAUCGGGUGUACACUUGAGGAAGCGGUGCAGAGUCAUGCCAUGGUGUUUGCGGCAGAGGAGGCAAGACGCGAGGAACGAGUAGUCAGGUGGGAUGAAUGGUGGCAGAGCAAGUUGGAGGAAUCAUCCUGA